AUGUCGCCAGCUCGCCCUCUUGGCCGUCGAUGGCAGGCCGCUAGCAGCUGUGGCAGCACCAGGAAGACUCGCGCGCCUCCACCUCUCCCUCCCAUCCCUUUAUCCCUCUCGCCACCUCCCCCGCCUGCCUAUUCCAGUCAACUCGGGCUCUCUGGUGCAUCUCUUCCCACACCCGCCCCCCACGGCCCACCGUCGGCCGGCACAGAGAUGUGCUGCCCACAGCCGCCAGCCAUCGCGGUGGAUCUCAGACUGCAUCUCCCACUCGCACUCCGAUCUCCUUGCCGUGGCACCAGCACCAUUCCUAUUCCGGAACAAUCAUUUCUCGAUCGCCCUCUAUCUGGGCCACCUUUACAGCCUCCGCAUUUAUUGUUCUGUCACGCAUCACGCCGGCUGCCUUAUCCAGGCGGAUCACGGCUGCUUCCGACCGACCUGCCCAAUCGCACCGUAUCCCGUGAUGACCCGCCUGCCUAUUACGUCACGCGGUCGACCGUGAUGAUUUGGUCCGCCCCCCUGGUGCAGGGCGCACCGCGGCGGCGAGACUCAGUGAAGUGGCACUCGGAGCCGAGCCUGGAAUACCGCACAGAUAGUGAAGAGUGGAAGAUGAUCGUCAUACCGACACCCAGUCCCAGUCGGCCGCCCCAUCCAAUUCCGUCCUCUCCACUCCGGACGUUUAACACACGUUCCUCUCCCCCGGAGCCAGCUCAACCGUUGUCCACCUUCACCUUCGAGCGUCCGUCUCUCAUCGAUAACAUCGUGGGCAUACGAUAG
Fibroporia radiculosa is the source of this 768-nucleotide messenger RNA. RefSeq lists its product as uncharacterized. The record is from RefSeq and is a predicted model, not a curated record. NCBI's taxonomy places the organism in Eukaryota, Fungi, Basidiomycota, Agaricomycetes, Polyporales, Fibroporiaceae. The transcript is spliced from 3 exons. The coding region runs from base 1 to 768 and encodes 255 amino acids.